AUGAGUCUUUACUUUGCAUUGCUGUUUACCGUGCUGAGCGUGGAGAUCGGGGUUUUGUUUCUGCUCGUGUGUCCGCUGCCCCUACGGGUGCGCAAGCUGCUGUACAGGGGUUGUCAAAGUUGUCUCGCGAAACAGGAGUUCAGGGUCGUCGCGAGCAUCAUUGGUGUGAUUGUUGGGUUGUUGUUCGUGGACUCCUUCAAGCGUGCGAACGUUCCUGUGAACUUGCCCCGUCAUUCGCAACAACGGGUAGGGGAACCCCCAGUGGGAGGUUACGACCCAAUCACGUCGAUACAGGCGUUGGCGUCCAGGUCGUAUAAUCAACGGAACGCGUACAUCUCAGGGUUCAUCCUGUAUUUCGCUGUAGGGAUUAUGACCGUGAUGAGCGUCGUUCGUAGGGUCAUCAAGUACCAAGAACUGAUUAACAAGGGUGAGAAGCCCGUAGAGGACACUGAAACUAAGGAGUUGAGGACAGUGUUGCAACAGAGGGAGACGGAUCUUGCCGCACUGAAGACACAACUCGAGAACAACGAGAAGUUCUUUGACAAGAACAACGAACCGAGCGAGACGGACGCUAAUUUGAAGAAGAACGAGUAG
Molecule: messenger RNA, 594 nt
Organism: Huiozyma naganishii CBS 8797
Lineage: Eukaryota; Fungi; Ascomycota; Saccharomycetes; Saccharomycetales; Saccharomycetaceae
Gene: YET1
Product: Yet1p
Exons: 1
Coding region: 1-594 (197 amino acids)
Biological process (GO): endoplasmic reticulum to Golgi vesicle-mediated transport; intracellular protein transport
Cellular component (GO): endoplasmic reticulum membrane; endoplasmic reticulum
Source: RefSeq, a predicted model, not a curated record